Molecule: messenger RNA, 549 nt
Organism: Rangifer tarandus platyrhynchus (Svalbard reindeer)
Lineage: Eukaryota; Metazoa; Chordata; Mammalia; Artiodactyla; Cervidae
Source: the annotation of a GenBank genome assembly
AUGGCCUCGGUCGUCAGCUGGGUGUCCUCAGCCGAGGCCCCCGAAACCAGCCCUGCGACCCCGGCUUGCGGUAUCGUUCGCGAGAGCGGCCCUCCUCCGCUUCUGCCUCCUAGUCCGCCGAGCGCGGCAGCCCGGAUCGCGGCUGCGGGAGCAACGAGCCGGGACGAUCUCCUGGACAAGGACCAGGAGGAGGUGUGGUUUAAGCGUAGAAGGACCAAGUGGAGGAAAUGUCGGAGAGCACUGAGGAUCAGAGAUGCGCCCGCUCUGCGCCUGGCCCACCCUGUGGUCAGCAACUGGGGUGGACCCGGCAACACCACCCUCAUUCAGGAGCCGAAGUGGGUCUGGGUCCUUCUGGAGCCGAUGCCCCUGGAGCCGAUGCCCCUGGAGCUGACGCCCAUGCCGCCCAUGCCCCCCAUGCUGGCCUUCCUGCCCAUGCCACCGUUACCCCCUCUGUUUCUGCCUCUGCCCUGGAUUCUACCACCCUCCAUUCACUCCGGCUGCCCUCACGUGGCCUUGCCUGGUCCCCUAUCACCGGUGGCCUUUCUGUAG